UAGGGGAUAGGGAUACCUCAUAACUCCAAUCUUAAAACUGUCUCCAACACCAUAAUUUAUUUUUUAAAAACAGCAAAGAAUUAGAAACAUAAUACUACACAAUGGGUAACAACCAUCCAAAGAAGUUGUUACCUAGCUAUGUAGCCUUGUGAAACUUUGUGGCGCGAAUACGUGCCCACAGGAUCAAAUAGGAAAACAAACAAGGAAGAAAGUUAUGUUCUUACGAACCUUCAAAACUCUUCUUCCUCUUCUUCAUCUUUCUCCCUAACACACAAUAUGUCCCUUCAAACCUCAAAAUCACUGGCCAAUUUCAACACACAUAUCAUGAUUUUCAAUAGGCAGAUUCCUUUCCAUAAAUGGAAAAUGAAAAUGCUCUCAAUUUGGCACUUGUGGGAUUACGCUGGGUAUGCUGUUGUUGGAAGUAUUAGCCGUUUUUUUGUGCAAUUCAAUUCAACAAAAACUGGCAGAAGAUGGGUUUAAUUUGCCGAGUUUCGGCAGAUUAGAUCUAAAAGAAAAUGAGCACCGAUCAGAUAUGCAAUAGCACCUUCUGGACCAAGGAGGAGGAAAAAGUCUUUGAGACUACCCUAGCGAUCUACUUUAAGGGUGGUGAUCUAUUGACGAAGAUGGAAGAAGCGCUUCCUUGUAAAUCGCGUGAUGAUAUCAUAAAUCACUAUAAAAUAUUAAUCGAGGAUGUUGAUGCCAUCGAGUCUGGACGUGUUCCAUUACCUAAUUAUCCAGAAUUGCCAAGCCAUUCCAACCAGAAAAGCCGAUUUCCAAAAACAAAUCUAGCACGGCGAAAAGGGGUUGCUUGGACAGUAGAGGAACACAGGUCGUUUCUCCGGGGGUUAGCUAUAUAUGGGCGAGGUGACUGGAGAAGUAUAGCCAGGAACUGUGUGAUAACAAGAACAUCAAUGCAAGUGGCUAGCCAUGCCCAAAAAUAUUUCAAUCGCCUCAAAGCCGUCAACAAAGAGAAUAGAAGAAUGAGCAUUCAUGAUAUAACUAUUGUGGAUGCUGAAGUCGCUGGAACUUCCCAAGUACCAUAUACUGAGGGCAUGAUUUGGCCUGCUUGUGGAGGUUCGCAAGCGGUGGCAUGCACUAGCAAUCAGAACAUGUUACCUCCAGAAAGCACCAAUGCUGAGCAGAUGAUAGCAGUUGCUGGAGGAGAGUCCUCAGGUCAUACUGCUGCAUUUGUCAGUGGAAUGAAUAGUAUGUCUGAUGAGGAUGAUUUCAUAUUGCAUAUUGAUGACCUAAUUGUGGAUCCCGAGGAUGCUAAUGAAUCUGAGAUUCUUGUUGAUGGUGGAAAGUCGCUAUUACCCAGCAAACAGCCAUGUACUGCUUGUAGUAGUGGAAGUAACAAUCAUCCUAUCUUUAGAGUUGGGAGUGAACUGGGAGCAUUAAUCACUAAGCAAAUGGACGAAGACUAUGAUUUCUUUUCCAUCUUUGAUGAUGGGGAAGCACCAAUUUCUCAUGCAAUGGUGUCCAAUGCUGCUCAUAGUGGGAUGACAAGUUUUGCAGUGGCUAGCAACAGUGCUAACAAUCCACCUCAGAACACGGUGUCUGCUCAUAGCGGAAGGACCAGCUUUGCAGCUGCUAGCACCGGUCCUAACAAGGCACCUCUGAACAUGGUGUCUGAUCAUCCUCAAUUACCUCACGUUGCCCCUUCAUCUAACUGUGUUGUCGGAGAAUGGCUCCAAUUUAAAUACUACCAUUGAUGAUGAAAGCUGAUCUGGAUGACCUGUUCACAGAUUAGAUGUUCCUGAAUUGGUGAAACAGAAGUUGUUAAUGUUGAUAUUAGCUUGUCACAACCAGAUAGGCUGUAAAUAUUGAAACUGCACUUGUUUUUUUGAACACCUACCAUUAAUAAUGUAUAUUAUGUACUACAUAUUAAUCUGGAGUUCAGCACUAUUAGUUCCUUUUGA
Molecule: messenger RNA, 1919 nt
Organism: Capsicum annuum
Lineage: Eukaryota; Viridiplantae; Streptophyta; Magnoliopsida; Solanales; Solanaceae
Product: transcription factor DIVARICATA
Exons: 3
Coding region: 516-1712 (398 amino acids)
Molecular function (GO): DNA binding
Source: RefSeq, a predicted model, not a curated record